CGUGCCAUUCGGCAACUAUGGAACGAGAAAACCAUCCGCAACAUGAUGAUCAGCCAGAGUUGCGUGGAAAAGAUAAUAGUUUUAUUAGUCAAAUUCGCUCGCAAUGAAUCCAAGGCUGCUGAAAGUCCACCCGAAGAUGAACCUCUGGGGGAUGAAACGGAAAAGGUGGUCAUCAAGCGGAUGCACGCUCCAGACCGAACAAUAACGAAGGAAAAAUUUAAAAACAUUGUUCGCCACAUGGAAAACAGUCAUCACUGCGAUAUUGUCGGCUUCCAGCUGAUCAAAAGCUACCGAUGGAAGGAUACGCAGGAUUUUAAAAUGCCAAAAUCAAAGGAAACGGUAGAGUUGUUUAUCGGUAUUUUGAAAUGUUUGCAAAUGAUAACGACCACGGUGAAUCCCCGCAUCGCCGAAGAUAUCUACGGCGACAAUGGUUGUGGCGUUAAAUGUCUAGUAUUUCUCUGCUCCGAAACUAGCCAAUUCCGGGCACUGGCUCUUAGGGUUGUGUUUAAUAUGGCCUCCAAUCCAGAUGCUAUUGACAAGCUGACUGCCUGCGAUGUGAUUACGAUGGCGUCUGAUUUGAUUAUGUAUGCUAAUUUAGAUGAUUCAGAGAAACGUUACUGCACCAGUGUGAUAUGUCUUCUCGCGAAGGAAGCUUGUAACCGAGGGCACAUAAGAAGGAGUGGAGCCCUGCAGGCAUUGAUGCAACUAGCUAAGCAGUGUCAGGAAAAGCGUGAGCUCGGAAUAAUUCUUUACGCGCUUUAUCAGUAUCGGUUCGAUAAUCUCAGCUUCGAUAUUCUUUUGAGCAAUGGACUUGUGAGCUUUCUGGUAAAAGUAUUGAAGGAUAUUAUCGCAGAGAAACAAGUCAAUCACAUAAAACAUGAUGAUGAGGAAACAUUAAACACCAGUAUCUAUUCCAAACGUCGAUCCAGCAGUCAGAAGGCCAAAUUGAAACGAAGUGACGAACUUUUCAACUACAAGAGUUCCAGUUUCUACCGGCAAGCUAAGAUGGCUAAGCUGGACCCGUACUGUUCGGCUCCCGAGUCUCCGGAGAGUGGUAGCAGCGGUUACGCAAGCAAUAUUAACAGGAAUCCUUCCAGCUCAGGUUCCAGUCCAGCGCGGAUCGAUGAUAAUGAAGAUGAUUUUGAUGACGAUGACAUCUAUUCUCCGGUUUGCAGUGACAACGAAGAUGAUCCGGAAACUAAUGUUGGGAAAACGGAUGCCCGAGCUCCCUCAGCAAUGGCAGUGGAUGAAGAGAGCACUGAGGAUGCUAGGCCGACUGAAUUCGACAUACUUGCAUUUUUGUACGAUGAUAAUUCCAGCACCUAUUUGACGAACGAAGUACCGGCUGUAGAUUUGGAGCGUGAGCAGGAUGAACCUAUGGUGCAGGAUGAAAAGCAGCGUCAAAAUCAGUGCAGUUUUGAUGACACCAUCGACGAUAAUGAGAUCCAUGAUAUUGAGCUAGAGAUCGUUUCUUCCCAGGCGUUUGAGAAAAAUGCGAUGCAACCGAUACUGACGCUACUAUGGUCGAUUUCAAAAUCGCACCGGGGAUUGGAGUUCGUGCAUCCGGAGACUUUGACUACCCUGCUGAAGAUCUGUAAAUUGACGAAGAAACCGCGCGGGCGGGCGUUUCAAAUUAUUGCAAACAUUAUCAAGCACGUUGAUCACUUUCUGCCGUUGUUGAAACAGGACUUUGUCUUCACACUGCACGAAUUUAAAGUUCCUUACAGCACACAUUCUCGUUGCUGGAGCUGUGACGAGAUGAAAUCCGCUUGCAACGAGUUGAUGUCUCUAUUUGGCAACAUCGGCGAAACCGGGUACGGGCAAGGUGAAAUCGCUCACAUUCUCAGGACAGGGGAGCGAACACUGCAACUGCAGGUUUCGAUUAUUGUGACGUUUGUUGUACGGGAUACAAAGCUGCUCCACAAAUUACUGUACGAUAUGAAGAUCCUGAACACGGUGAUGAAUAUUAUUCUCAACGAGAAUGAAGACGCAGAAGAAGAACGGUACGAUCAACGGUUGAGUGUAGCAGCAUGCUCGGGGAUCACGACGCUGGCACAAAAUCUCAAUAUAUGUGGUGAGGAAGAGGACACUGGUACACCAAGCGAAAAAUUGGAGGCCAAGGAGUUCGACAAUACGCUAACGAUUUGUGAUGAAAGUAGUGCCGAAGAGAAGGUUACAUUCAAGGUACGAAAUGCGAACGGGAUUUCCGAUCAGGUGCUGGUGAGUAAAAGCUUGCUGGUUCAAGGUAGCGACGUAUUCCAGCGAAUGUUCGAUGGCGAUCAUUUUAUUGAGUCGAAAAAGAACGAAGUUCAGCUGCAGGAGAACAUAAGCGUGGAUGGGUUGAAAUAUUUCUUCUAUCUAAUAAGACUACAGACGCUGAACAAAUUGACUGGAAUGGCACCACCUCCAAAGCUUAUUGAGGCUAGCUUAGAUGCGCUGAGUUUGUCCCAAAAGUAUCUGCUGCCGGCAGUGGAGAAAUCUGUUCAGAACAUCAUAAAGACUCUUCUGAACGACGACUGUGUGCUAAAUGUGUUCGAGUGGUCCCUAAAAAACUACAACCACGAGCUGUUGGCAGCAUCUACUUACUACUUUCUUUAUUCGGACAUAAGCGGUGCAGCAAAAUGCAAACUAUUCCGUGCAGCUAACAAAUCCACUUAUCGGAGUGAGUGGCGUCGACUUCUCAAUGAAACGAUUCUAUUUCGUGUACAGCCCAAUUUGGAGUAAUCUUAAUAGCAACAUCAAAAUUGUUUCCUAUUAUAUUAAUAGAAACCGUUAUUCCGGCCCGAACGGAAUGCUCCCUCACUGAGAAAGUGUUAGCAUUCAAAUGUUUCAUCAAUAUGGGAAGAAUCGUUCGAAACGGAAAGGGACCUUCAAUAGACCUUUUUUUCAACAGCGAUUGACACUCCCUCAGCGAACGAAGCAUUCUGUUUGGGACUUUAGUCAUACAUGUUUUUUUCUGUAUUAAAUAUUUAUUCCCUUUACAAGCCCGUCGAAGGCCAAUAAUCUACCUAAUCCUACAUUGUACAUUAUAUACAUUCCAACCAACAAUAGAAUAUUGUGGACUGUAAAUAUUCCUCA
Molecule: messenger RNA, 3078 nt
Organism: Topomyia yanbarensis
Lineage: Eukaryota; Metazoa; Arthropoda; Insecta; Diptera; Culicidae
Gene: Rnb
Exons: 3
Biological process (GO): anatomical structure morphogenesis
Cellular component (GO): cytosol
Source: RefSeq, a predicted model, not a curated record